This is a messenger RNA of Mercurialis annua (annual mercury), 1588 nucleotides long. RefSeq names its product protein CLT2, chloroplastic. Bases 120 to 1394 code for a protein of 424 amino acids. The record is from RefSeq and is a predicted model, not a curated record. The transcript is spliced from 10 exons. Lineage: Eukaryota; Viridiplantae; Streptophyta; Magnoliopsida; Malpighiales; Euphorbiaceae.
CUCACCAAACGAAUCCAUCUAUUUUGAAAAUCCGGUAGUAGUGACCGCACUAUAUCAUCUCCUCCUUUCUUCUCCUUCACACGUCAUUUCUUUUCUUGAUCCCUUCCUUCAUCUCUGCGAUGUCGCUAUAUAUUACGACGUCGUUCUGCGUUUCUUGCACCCGUCUCCGCACUCACAACUCCAAUGAAACAAUGUCCAUCCGCAAAAACCCUAAACUCCGUCUCCCAAAACCACAUUUCACUGACAUUCUGCAUUCUAAACUCACCAAUGGCGACACUCCAAUUCUCCAUCACAACUCUCUUAAAAACCCUAACAAUUUCACAGUUCACGCCUCAAGCGACGAAUCUCCAUCAUCAGGACACGUCACCACUCCGAUCAACAAACUAAUCAUCGUCAGCUCUGCAGUUACUGUCGCUUUAGCCAUUGCGAAUCGCGUGCUUUACAAGCUAGCUCUCGUUCCUAUGAAGCAAUACCCGUUCUUCUUAGCUCAGUUCAACACCUUCGGGUACGUGGUGAUUUAUUUUUCAAUAUUGUAUGUACGGUAUCGUGCAGGAAUUGUGACUAAUGAAAUGUUAUCUGUUCCGAAAUCACGUUUUGUUGCUAUUGGUAUUUUGGAAGCACUUGGUGUCGCCACUGGAAUGGCUGCUGCUGCCAUGCUUCCUGGACCUAUUAUACCCAUACUAACUCAGACGUUUUUGGUGUGGCAGCUGGCCUUUUCUGCUCUGCUGUUAAGAAGAAGGUACUCCUUCAACCAAAUAUCUGGCUGCUUGCUUGUCGCAGUUGGUAUAAUGGUUGCUGUUGGAAGUGGAUCCAAUGCUGAUCGGACUCUAUCUAGAGUUGAGUUCAUCUGGCCGGCAGUAAUGAUAAUAUCAUGCGCUUUUCAAGCUGGUGCAUCUAUUAUAAAGGAAUAUAUUUUUGUGGAUGCUGCAAAACGUCUAAAGGGAAAGUCACUUGACAUAUUUGUCGUCAAUUCUUUUGGUUCUGGAUUUCAGGUUCUAUUCGUUCUCCUUCUUCUACCUUUACUGUCAAAUUUGAAGGGCAUACCAUUUGCACAACUUCCUUCAUAUCUGAAAAGCGGUGCUGGUUGCCUUGUGAAUAUUGGAAGAAACACACCAGGAUGUGAUGGGGCUCCAUUGCUUCCCCUGCUGUACAUCACGGUUAAUAUGGCAUUCAACAUAUCAUAUCUCAAUCUGGUCAAAAUUUCUUCUGCAGUUGUUUCCUCCCUUGCUGUCACAUUGUCAGUGCCAUUGUCAAUAUAUGUUUUAUCUCUUCCAUUGCCAUACAUUCCAGAGGCUGCAGGUUUGAGCCCUUUUUUUCUGCUAGGCAGCUUGAUUCUCGUCUCGGGUCUUGUUCUAUACAAUGUAUCCAGGCCUGCCAAGCCGGUUUCAAAUUAGCUUAAUAUACCAGAUUAGUUCAACAUUUAAAUUCUUUAUCAUUAAAAGUUGAGCAACCAACUAUAAUUUUAUGCUUGUAAGUAAUAUUGUCAUAAAAUUAGUUGGUUAUUAAGACCCUUAUCAUUUUACAGUUGUACUAUUGUCUUGAAUCUUCAACAUUCUUUUAUGUACAAUAAUAAGUCUCUUCAUACAAA